AUGGUUCAGGAGCCCAUGGGAAACUGUGCCAAGCGGCCUCGACACCGGGGCCCGAAGGACCACUGGCAGUGGCCCAGCUCCCCCCCAGGGGGCUCCCGCCACAGCCGUGGCCCCGGCCCCGGCCCUGAGGAGCAGGGGGGCCCAGGGCCGGGCAUCCAGGGCUACUCGGUGCUCAACAGCCUGGUGGGGCCCGCCUGCAUCUUCCUGCGGCCCAGCAUCGCCGCCACCCAACUCGACCGGGAGCUGCGGCCAGAGGAGAUCGAAGAGCUGCAGGUGGCCUUCCAGGAGUUUGACCGAGACCGGGACGGCUACAUCGGCUACCGGGAGCUGGGCGCCUGCAUGCGUACGCUGGGCUACAUGCCCACUGAGAUGGAGCUCAUUGAGAUCUCACAGCAAAUCAGUGGUGGAAAGGUGGACUUUGAAGACUUUGUGGAGCUGAUGGGCCCCAAGCUGCUGGCAGAGACGGCAGACAUGAUCGGCGUCAGGGAGCUACGGGACGCCUUUCGGGAGUUUGACACCAACGGGGACGGCUGCAUCAGCUUGGCUGAGCUGCGCGCAGCCCUCAAGGCCCUGCUGGGGGAGCGCCUCAGCCAGCGGGAGGUGGACGAGAUCCUCCAUGACAUUGACCUCAACGGGGACGGCCUGGUGGACUUUGAAGAGUUUGUGCGAAUGAUGUCUCGCUGA
This is a messenger RNA of Callorhinus ursinus (northern fur seal), 684 nucleotides long. RefSeq names its product calcium binding protein 2 (gene CABP2). Gene Ontology annotation, molecular function: calcium channel regulator activity; calcium ion binding. Gene Ontology annotation, cellular component: cytoplasm. Gene Ontology annotation, biological process: visual perception. Lineage: Eukaryota; Metazoa; Chordata; Mammalia; Carnivora; Otariidae. The record is from RefSeq and is a predicted model, not a curated record.